Molecule: messenger RNA, 3678 nt
Organism: Epinephelus moara (kelp grouper)
Lineage: Eukaryota; Metazoa; Chordata; Actinopteri; Perciformes; Serranidae
Gene: rfx4
Product: regulatory factor X, 4
Exons: 18
Coding region: 384-2588 (734 amino acids)
Biological process (GO): regulation of transcription by RNA polymerase II
Molecular function (GO): RNA polymerase II cis-regulatory region sequence-specific DNA binding; DNA-binding transcription factor activity, RNA polymerase II-specific
Source: RefSeq, a predicted model, not a curated record
AGACUUCCAGUGAGCCUUGCCACAUCCCCAUCUGACUUGGGGCCAUUCAUCAGCCUUCCAAGCCUAUCAAUGACAUGUCCCCAUCAGGGCUCCUAUAAAAUCAGCCCCUUUCCCAUGAAACAUCAGCAAACAUUUUGACGGGUCUGGCUUUCCCCCCGCUGGAUUUCUGGAGUCUCUACCCCCCUUUCCUCCCUUAUUCCCACCUCCCCCCUUCUCCUCCGCCAACACCACCCCUCUCUGGGCGAACCUCAGAUCCUCAACAUCUCCUGUGACGGGCAGUGGUCACGGAAACACAGAGCGAGACAAGGGGAGAGCCGCCGAGGUGGGGGAAACGUGCACUAAGCCAUUUUCUUGGAGGAGCCAGUGUCGUUGAUGGGAAGAGGAUGCAUUGCGGGCUGCUGGAGGAGCCUGAUAUGGAUUCCACAGAGAGUUGGAUUGAAAGAUGCCUCAACGAGAGCGAGAGUAAGCGAUAUUCCAGUCACACGUCUCUGGGGAACAUGUCCAACGAUGAACAUGAAGAAAAAGAAAACAACAGAGCCUCUAAACCACAUUCGACACCGGCUACUCUGGAAUGGCUAGAAGAGAACUAUGAGAUAGCUGAAGGUGUGUGUAUCCCUCGAAGUGCCCUCUACAUGCAUUACCUAGACUUCAGUGAAAAGCACGACACACAGCCAGUGAACGCGGCCAGCUUUGGAAAGAUCAUAAGACAACAGUUUCCAGCGUUAACUACCAGAAGGCUGGGGACAAGAGGGCAGUCGAAGUACCACUACUACGGCAUUGCGGUGAAGGAGACCUCUCAGUAUUAUGAUGUGAUGUACUCCAAGAAGGGAGCGGCGUGGGUGAACGAGACGGGGAAGAAAGAGGUCACGAAGCAGACAGUGGCGUAUUCACCGCGCUCCAAACUGGGGACGCUCCUGCCAGAGUUUCCAAAUGUCAAAGACCUAAAUUUGCCCGCCAGCCUGCCAGAAGAGAGGGUGUCAACCUUCAUCAUGAUGUACAGAACGCACUGUCAGAGGAUACUGGACACUGUUAUUCGAGCCAACUUUGACGAGGUCCAAAGCUUCUUGCUGCACUUCUGGCAGGGCAUGCCGCCCCACAUGCUCCCUGUCCUCGGCUCCCCCACCGUGGUGAACAUAGUCGGCGUUUGCGACUCCAUCCUCUACAAGGCCAUCUCUGGGGUGCUGAUGCCCACCGUCCUGCAAGCACUGCCUGACAGUUUGACUCAGGUUAUCCGAAAAUUUGCCAAACAGCUUGAUGAGUGGCUAAAAAUAGCACUUCACGACCUUCCUGAAAACCUGAGGAAUAUCAAAUUUGAAUUAUCCAGGAGAUUUUCUCAGAUUCUAAAGCGGCAAACGUCAUUAAAUCAUCUAUGUCAGGCGUCGAGGACUGUGAUAAACAGCGCCGACAUCACCUUUCAAAUGCUGGAGGACUGGAGGAAUGUGGACUUGAACAGCAUCACCAAGCAGACACUUUACACCAUGGAGGACUCACAAGAGGAGCACAGGCAGCUUAUUAUCCACUUAUAUCAGGAGUUUGACCGUCUAUUGGAGGAGCAGUCUCCAAUUGAGGCGUACAUCGAGUGGCUGGACUCGAUGGUGGACCGCUGUGUCGUCAAGGUGGCAGGGAAGAGGCCCGGGUGCCUGAAGAAGGUGGCCCAACAGUUCCUGCUGAUGUGGUCGUGUUUUGGUACCAGAGUCAUCCGGGAUAUGACCCUCCACAGCGCGCCCAGCUUUGGGUCCUUCCACCUGAUCCACCUCAUGUUUGAUGAUUAUGUGCUUUACCUGCUGGAGUCCCUGCACUGCCAGGAGAGAGCCAACGACCUCAUGAGGGCCAUGAAGGGAGAGGGCAGCACAGCAGAGAGAGAGGAGGAAUUCACGCUGACAGAAACCACCCCCACCUCCCCGUCCCCAGGAUCCUACUCUCCCGCUCGCUCGGUCCACUCUGUGGGCGUUUCCUCGGCCAGUUCCCCCACAGCAGCCGUGUCCCCGGAGUACACCGGAGUCACCACCACCACAGGCGCUGUUCAGUCAUAUACCUGGUCCCUUACAUACACAGUGACAACAGCCGGCGGCUCCGCUCCAGACGCUGGACAGCAGCUGUCCUGUAUGAGGAGCACCGCUCCAGUCCCACCUCCGUCCUCCACCCACCGGAUGCCUGUCUACAGAGAGGAGCACGGGUACACUGGUAGCUACAACUAUGGCAGCUACGCCAACCAGCAUCCUCACUCCAUCCAGAGCCAGUAUCCCAGUCUGGCCCAUGAGCCAGCGAUCCCCGCCCCCCUCCACUACUCUGCCUAUCAUCGGUCGUCUGCACAGUACCAGCUCAACGGCCAGAUGUCUCGAAUGGAGCCUUGCUUGAUGGGCAGCACUCCUCGGUUGCACCCCGCACCUGUCGCCCCCCGGUGGCCAGAUGUGUCGCCAGCUAACAGCUGUUACACCAGCCCACCUAUGCAUUCAUCCCGCUAUGCUACGUCUGGGGACAUGUACUCUCCCCUGGGCCCACGCAGGAACUCAGAGUACGAACACUCGCAGCAUUUCCCCGGCUUCGCCUACAUCAAUGGAGAGGCCACCACAGGCUGGGCGAAAUAGCCUGUAAACACUGCUCUGGGUAGCCGUGUUCAAGCUCCAGGCCUGCCACACCGGUGGAUGCAGAGUCUCUGAACACUUCCAAUCAAGUGCAUCAAAAAGGGAGGAGCAGAGAGAGGAGAGUACCAAUGCAAGGUAUAAGGAAUCAUGGUAUGGACGCAUUUGAGUAGACUCUGAUGAUUGUGGUGUAACUUGUGCGGAGGCUUAAUGAAAUUUCUUCAACAAUUGAUGUUUUUGCUCACUGCUGGAGGAAAAAAAUCAAAUCAUAUAGAUUGUCAAAACCUGCAGCAAAAUCAUUAUAAGAGUGCAAUGCUGCUGCCAAGCUGUGCCUUUGUUUUAAGGAAUGUACACCUCUGUUUCCCUCGCCGGUCUCACAAGUCAGCACACAACCACCAACCCUCAGUCAGUUUUGUCGAUGACUGACGGAUCGAUGUGCUGUAAGCUGUGUCACUGACACAAUCUCAGUGACGCCGCUGUCUCCUCUUGUUGCUCAGCACUGUGCAGCAUCUUGUCGUGGGCUCGCUGCAGCAGCUUCAUUUGCUGCAGGAUGUGGAUGAACUGUACUGCCUUAACGUUCAUUUGGGACACCAGUUACAUACAGUGGCACAAAGCCAAAACAUCAUAACGACAGAUAUAAACUUCUCGAUCAGUGUGUUAAGGUGUCUCCAUCUUGGAUAGUGUUUUUUAAAUGAUUGAAUGCUGUGACUCAAAACAACUGUGCGAGUGUAUUCUGUCGCAAGCUUUUUUGCUGUUUUUCUGUGAUUUUAUAUAUAUAUAUAUAUAUGUAUAUAUACUAUAUACUAUACAUAUAUAUAUACAUAUAUAUAUAGUAUGUAUUUUCUGUAACUUUGUAACAUGGUGUAUCCUUUAUUUUCUAUGUUACAAUUGGUACUUUGUUCUCUGUUUUGUAUGGUUAGUGAAAGACGCAUUAACCUAGGGUUGUGUGUUUUAUAAUGCACUCAAAGCUACUGAGGACCUAUUACCCUAUGGGUAUUUAUAAAAAGGGAAAUUAUCAAAGUGUACAGUAACAUGAAGUCUAGUCACUUUUCUGUAAAUAAAAGCACUGGAAACCGUCUGUGGUGACAAUUUAAAA